AUGGCCCGGCCGGCGACGCUGGCUGCUGCCCUGGCGCUGAGCCUGCUGCUGGCACCCGCCGGCCGCGCCUGGUACAAGCCGGCGGCCGGGCCCAGCGCCCACUCGGUGGGCCGCGCCGCGGGGCUGCUGUCCGGCUUCCGAGGGUCCCCGUACGCGCGGCGCUCCGAGCCCCCCGUGGGCGCAGGGCCCUCCGGCCGGACUGGCACCACCCCGGAGGAUCGCCCCAGCCUGCGGAGCCCUACCGUUUGCGUCAAGGACGUCGCCCCGAACCUGCGGAGCUGCGAGCGGCUCCCCGACGGCCGCGCCACCUUCCAGUGCAAGGCGGACGUCUUCCUGUCGCUCCGCGCCGCCCACUGUCGCGGCGCUUGA
Messenger RNA from Pteronotus mesoamericanus, 369 nucleotides. RefSeq names its product neuropeptide B (gene NPB). Gene Ontology annotation, biological process: G protein-coupled receptor signaling pathway; feeding behavior. Gene Ontology annotation, molecular function: G protein-coupled receptor binding. Bases 1 to 369 code for a protein of 122 amino acids. The transcript is spliced from 2 exons. The record is from RefSeq and is a predicted model, not a curated record. NCBI's taxonomy places the organism in Eukaryota, Metazoa, Chordata, Mammalia, Chiroptera, Mormoopidae.